This is a messenger RNA of Micromonas pusilla CCMP1545, 3609 nucleotides long. RefSeq lists its product as uncharacterized. The coding region runs from base 1 to 3609 and encodes 1202 amino acids. NCBI's taxonomy places the organism in Eukaryota, Viridiplantae, Chlorophyta, Mamiellophyceae, Mamiellales, Mamiellaceae. The transcript is spliced from 2 exons. The record is from RefSeq and is a predicted model, not a curated record.
AUGUCGCGCGCGAUGAGCGAGGCGCUCUCGGACAUCUCGUACAGCGACACGACCGAAGUCGCGCCGAUGCAGGACGUGAUGGCGUCCCCGGAGCACGUAAAAGCGGUCGCCGCGAAGCGCGAGCCGCCGAGGAACUCGUUCGGAAUCGAGGCGGAAAAACGAGAGAACACCCCCGAGCGCGGGUUCCUCGCGACCGCGGAGUCCGUGUACACCGACGACGACGAAGAGCGCGAAGCCGUCGCGGUCAGUCGAAGCCCGGCGAGAUCGGACGCGGGCGGCGGCCUUCCCCCGACGCCCGCGGCGGCGAGACCCCCCGCGCCGCCGCCGCGGCGACCGCCCGCGGCGGCCGAAGAAGCGAUCCCUCCACCGAGCGCGUCGAGCCCGACGCGACCGGCGACCGCGCCGAGCCCGACGCGACCGGCGACCGCGCCGAUGAGCCCGCCCCAAGCGGCCGCCGCGGCGGCAGCCGCCGUCGCCGCGGCAGCCGCGGAAGCCGCCGCGCGCGUCGCCCGCGAGAGCCAGGAGCUCGACACGACCGUGGAGUUCCUCCCGACGCCGAGGAAGCGCGAGCGAGAGAUGAACGUGGGCGAAGACGCGCGCGCGACGGCGACGUCCCCGAUCAGAUCCGCGACGAGCCCGGCGAGGCCUUCGACCGCGGCGGCGGCGGCGGCGGCGGCGGCGGCGGAGACGGAGACGGAGACGGACGCCGCAGCGCCGGCGGUGGACACGCACUUCCUUCGCAAAGACGGCGGGAACCAACCUGCGGUGAUGUCGUCCAUCGCGGGUCUGCGCGAGGAGGAGGAGAACUCCCGGGACAAGGCGUUCGAGGAAGCCCUCGAGCGCGUGCGGCAGUCGCGAAGAGAGAUCGCGGAUAAAGCCGCGAAAGGAUUCGAAGACAUGCGCGCGUACUACGAAGCCGAGCUCGAAGAAGUGAAACGCGCCGGCGGGUCCGGGUCCACCGCGAUGCCGCCGCCGCCGCCGACCGUGGAGGCGGUCGCCGCCGCGGCCGCGCGCGCGGAGAGCGCGGACCGUUCGGCCGAAGGAUCGCGACGGAAAGCGUUCGCGUGGGAUCUGGACGAGGGCGCGAUGAACGAGACGCUCGCGCGCGAACGCGAGGCGCGGGCGGCGGCGCGCGAGAACACCCCGCGGGACAGCGUCUGGCCCGGGGCUUGGAACGGGAGCUACAGCCCGCCGCGGGAGGUCCCCGCGGACCCGCCGUACCCGCUGCCGAAGCAGUGGACGUCCCCGCCGAAGGACCGCGCGAACUUGAGCGAGCCGCCCGAGGUGACAUACCCGCACGACGAGGCGAGGAAAGCCGCGGCGAUGGCGGCCGCGGUCGCGGCGAAGCAGCGCGCGGACGAGAACGGCGGCGUCGAUCCGUUGCUGGUUCCGGCGACGACGAACAUCCCGAUGGCGGCGGCGCCGUUUUCGUUUGACUCGACGUCGGGCGCGGGGAAAGCGAAGGAUGCGAAAUCCCCGAAGCCGACGCCGCCGCGCCCGAGCAAGACGCAGCUCGACUUCGAGGAACUGCAAGAUAAGCACGCGAGGGAGGUCGCGGCGUAUAAGGCUGCCGCGGAGAGAGCGGCAGCGGCGAGCGCGAGAGACGCGGCGGAGUACGACUCGACGAUCAAGAAGCUCAAGGAAGAAAUCGCCGCGCUCGAACGAAGAGAAGCCGCGGCGGAACGCGCCGCGGAGACCGCGGAACGCAAGGCGGAGACCACGCUCGCGUCCUCGAGAGACCUUGCGAACAGGCUGCAAGCGCGAGACGCGGAGGUUCGAGAGCUCGGGCAUCAGUCCGCGGUUCUGAAGGAGCAAGCCGCGAGCGAAAAGACGGCGUCGGAGGAGGCGACGCGGAAGCUUUCGAACGCCAACGCGGAGCUGAACAAGCGCGCGAACGAACUUCGGGACGAGCGCAUGAAGCGCGAGGCGUUUGAACGGUCUAUCGCGGAUUUGAACGCCAAGCUCGACGCGAUGAAACGCGAAAACAUCGCGACGCAGGCGAAGUUAUCCCGGGCGGAGGACGAGACGUCGCGAGCGCGCGAAAAGCUCGCGGCGGCGACGGAAAAGGAGAAGGAAUCCGCGCGCUACGCGCUCACGGUGAGCAAAGAGAGCGAGGUAGUGCGAUGCGAGAGCGCCAUCUUGCGCUCGAGCAACCAGAAGAGCGCGGACGCGACCGCGGACGCCGCGAACGCGCUGCAAGCCGCGAAGCAAGAGAUAAUCGAGCUGCGCCGGCGGUGCAAACAUUUAGAGAAGGACGCGACGACGCGCUCGAUGGCCUCCGCGCCCGCGGUCGUCGCGCCGUCGCAGUUCCAGACGCAGACGCAGACGCGCGCGGCGUACGCGAGCCAGACGAGCAGCGAGGGGAUGCGCGCGGUGAUGCGCUCCCCCGAGCGCGCGCCGUCCGGGCGCGCCCGACUUGGACCGGGGCGCGACCGAGACGAGAACGUCGACCCGGACGCCCCCGCGGCGGGACGCGCGACGACGAAGGACAUCUCGACGACGUCGAACCCGAUCUGGAACCUCGGCGGCGUCGACGCCGCGGACGCGAACGACCCCGGGCCCGACGACCUGCACGACCGAUCGUACGCUCACGUCGUCCCCGAGCAGCGGCGGUUCGUCUCGCCCCCGCGCGCGAGGGCGCCGGCGGACCACUUCGGCCCGGGGAUGGUGCCCGUGCUCGGCGCGGGCGCGCGCCAGCCCGGGGCGGAGUCGUACGGCUGGCAAAACGCCGGGAGGGUCACGUCCGGGAACAUCGGCGUCGGCAUGGUCGAACGCUCGGACGCGAGGAAAGAGGAGGUGCGCGCCGAGCGACGCGAGCGCGCGAUGGAGAACGCGGCGGCGGAGCAAAGGCAGCGAGACGCCGCGGAGGCGGACGCGGCGGCGCGGCGGCGUAAGACGAUCGCGGACCAAGCGCGCGCGGCGGCGGCGGAGCGCGACCGCGCCGCCGCGGAGGCGGCGGCGAAGCGCGCGGCGGCGGAGGAGGCUGCGGAGGAGGCGCGACGGGCGGCGUACGAAGCCGCGAGGGACAGACGACCGACGCCGCCGGCGGUGGCGGCGGCGGCGGCGGCAGCGAACGCGGCGACGACGCACGCGGUGCUCGAGACCGCCGCGGAUCGAUACAGCGCCGCGGAGGCGAAACGUCGCGGACGCGAAGGCAGCGGGUGGUUCGGCGGGCACCUCGACGGCCCGGAGCCGGUCGCGAAGACGGGGAAGCACUUCGUCCGCGCGGGCGCGGGCGCGGGCGUCGGCGCUUCGACCGACGCCGCGCCGUGGCGCCUCGCCGCGGAGGAGAAGCGACCGACGCACGCCGCGCCCGCGGCGGACGCGAACCCCGCGGCGCGGGAGAAGCCGAGGCCGUUCGCGACGACGGAGUCGUACGAAUCGUGGAGCUCGCACUUGGAGGCGCUCGAGUCCAGGCUCACGAGUUUGAGCCUGGAGAGAGACCGCCUCGAGGGAGAGCUCGACAUGAUGCCCGAGGGCGCGGGGAAGACGAUCGCGCAGCGGAGGAAGAAGACCGAGUGCGAACGGCGGCUGGAGGACGUAUCGCACGCGCAGACGGAGGCGCGGCAUCAGCUCAAGGCGGCGCACGAUAAGUAUCAGUUCGAGUAG